CAUUUUUUUUUCAACGAAUAAAUAAGUAAUUAAGCUGCAGCAAAAAAGUUCACUGUACUUAGAGAAGCAGGCACAUGGAAAUCGGAUGUUGUGACAACUGUAUCUCGCAAGGCGUAUUAAAAUAAACAUAGUGUUAAAACGUGGAGUGACACAGACUAAGUAAAAUUCGUUUUAAAUUGUAUGUUGUCAUAACAGUUCACUGUGAUAAAUAAAAGUUUCAAAUGACAGACGUGUGAUUAAACUGAUUUUUUUUUCAGCGAGGAUAUUUCUGGAUUGGAUUGCUCAUUCUUGCCAAGUGAAGAAGUAUCGAAUGUUGAAAUUCUUCCAAAUGAAACUGCUGAAACUGUGACAAUGAAAGAAAAAAUCGUUCAAGGACGUCGUUUUGUAAAUAUGAGUCACAUGUUAAACCAACUCACAUCUUUAGCUACUCAUGUGCUACAGUGCACAACAGGUCGCUUUGAACUUCAGUCCGAAAAAAGAAUUGGCAUUGUCAGCUACUUCACUUAUAAAUGCAUGAUGUGUGAAAAAACAAGGAUAAUUUCAACGGAAAAAGAAGAAGAGGAAUUAAAUGAUUUAUUUGUGUGGGGAUCAUUAUCAGUUGGGAUUGGACACCAACAAGUAGAAGAAAUGAUGGCAGUAAUGGAAGUCCCUGUAAUGAGUAAACGGAAAUGGACGAGACAUGAACAGCGAGUUGAAAAGGCAUGGGAAGACAAACUGGAAAAAUACAUGCUUGCUAAUGGAGUCCAAGAACGUGAAAUCGCUCUAAAGAAGGGCAACAUAGAUGAAGAUGGAAUCCCUUACAUUACAGUCUAUCAAGAUGGCGGUUGGUGUACAAGAUCAUACGGCCAUGGUUUUACUGCAAAAUCAGGAGUUGUAAGUAUUUGUUAGAAUUUUUAUAUAUAUUGUUAGUGUUUAUUUGUAAUGGCUUAUAAUGUUUCUGCCAAAAUUAUGCAAGUAAAGUUUCGUAGGAAAUAAAUCUAACUAAUUUCAAUGUGUUUACUACCCAGAACUCGAAUCCACAUACUUUAAAACAAUAAAACAAUUUCAAAUACCCAUUUAUACGCCUGUUUCGUACACAUUUUUUUGUAAUGUAAUAAAUACAUAUUUUUUGCAAAUGCAAUAAGCUAAAAAAUUUCUGUACACAAUUAAAAUUUGUUGCUAUCCUGUGAAUUUUCCUGCUGUUACUGUCAAGAAUCAGGUCAGCUCAAAAUAAUACUAGCAUUAUUAUUUCUGGUUUUAAUCGUAUAUGUUAUUUUAAAACAAGGUAAACUAUAUUUUUUACUUACGGAGUAAGGAAGGGUCACUGAGUGUUAAAUGUAGGCUUGUCUGAUAGCUAAACAUAUGCGGCGUGAAGACCAAUGGUGGUAGUAGCCGUGUUUAAACUCGUGAAAACUCUUUCCCUCCAUCUCAAACUCCACACUAGAAGACACUUUACAGUACACUCAUUGCACGACUAUAGCCUAUUAUGUGAUAAAGGUUUCCUAUUAAUUUUUUUUCAAACCAAAUAUUUAAUUUAAUAAAUACGUUUAAUGUUAAGGGAAAUUCGUGUCAUAUGAAAGCUCUAUGCUAGUCAUUCCGUAGAUUUAUAACUUUUACAUCGUUAUAAUUUAUCAUUAUAUCACUUCUUAAUAAUUAAAUCAAAUUGCGACUUGGAUAUAUAUAUAACUAUAUUCCUGCAUUCUAACAAUAAAAUUACGCACAUAAGGUACACAAAAACUGUUUUCAACCUUUUUUUUCCAUUUUCCCAACAUAAUGCGUUUCCAUUGAGUUUGUCACAGGUAGAGAGCUGUCGGCGGGCGUCGCAAAUCAUUCGCAAGUGGGCCAGAGCGACGGCUCCAGAGCUUCACACAAAUAUGAAUAGAGUCACGGCCUCAAUGUUAGAGCCAUGACUCAAAAAGUUACUGAGGACGGAGUCGGUAACCACUUAAUCUUACAUUAAUUGUAUAACACCAAUAAAUACACUUAAUCUUAAGAACUGCAUUGUUAUUUAAUUGAACUAUGCAAUUGAAACUUUAUCACAUGUACAUACAGAAACAUCUGUUUUUCUUAGUACCACAAGCCGCAAUAAUGAAUUUUUUUACGCAACUUUCGCCUCUGUUUGUUUAUUCCAAACAAAGAGCUUAAUGACAAUGUUUGUAUUUUUUAUAUAUUUCCUAUUUAUAUUUCAUUUUUUUGCAGGCUUGCAUAAUUGGAGCCGAAACUAAUGGUUUGCUGUACGUUGGAAUACGCAACAAGUAUUGUUAUAUAUGUAACAACCAAGAAAAACCAGGCAGCAAAUCCAGGCCACAUAAAUGCUACAAAAAUUAUAAAGGAACUUCAACAGGAAUGGAACAAGAAAUUAUUGUACAAGGUUUUAAAGAAAGCGAAUCGAUGCAUGGGGUACGUUAUUUGUACAUUAUCAGUGACGGUGAUUCAAGUUCGUAUCUGAAGAUUCAGCGAGGUGUUUCAUAUGGUAGACAUGUAGUGAAAUUGGAAUGUGCCAACCAUAUGAUAAGAAACUACACUAGCAAACUACAUGCCAUUACCAAGGAUACCACUCACGUCAUCACUGCAAGGCGUCAAUUGUCCCAGUUAAUUCCUCGAUUGACGAGAGGGGCACGAGCAGCUAUUGCUUCUGCAAAUAGAGUGCAAUAGUACUAUGCUGCAAAAAGAUUUGAAGAAUGGUCCUUACCACGUAUUUGGCGAUCACGAGAAUUGUCGAGACACAUUUUGUGUCAGGAAAGGUACGGGCGAGCUAAACAAUGUUCCAAUUAUGUCUGCAACAACUAUAUGGCCAGCUAUAAUGAAAGCACUAGACCCACUCAUUACCAAGGCUGACAAGUUGUUAGGUAAUAAAACAACUAACCAAGCAGAACGCUUCAUGAGUUUGAUUUCAAAAUUUUCCGGUGGCAAACGGACAGAUGUCUCAAAAAGUGGUCGGUACAAAAGGUGCUGCUUGGGUGCUAGUCUGUCACACAUCAAAGGUCCGAACUGGCACCUUUCACCAGUAAAAACUCUAUUAGGUCGUAGCCCAGGUUCAGUGACAAAGCGAGUUUUAAAUGCACGCGCGACAGCUGUUGAAAGGAAUCGCAAAAGAAGGUUAUCUGACAGUCGUAGAUCUGCCAAAAGAAAAUGUGUAUUUUCUCAGCCAGAUUGUGACUAUGGACCCGAAGCUGCCCAACCCGAUAUUUCUACAGAGGAAAUGGAGAGAAAGAAAACGAAGGUCUUGAAGCGGCUCGAAAGUUCAGUUUCUUCCGAACAUCUGUGUCAUGAACUGGAGAGAAAUACGGUCGGCCAACAUUGUAAUGUUGUUUGGAGGGAAGCAAGACUAAACAGACUGACUGCAUCGUCAUUCUCUAAAGUUUGCAAAAUGAGAUGUGACACAUCUUGCCACAAUAUGGUGGUUUCAAUAGUGCACCCCAAGGAUAUCAACACAGGCGCAAUACGGUACGGACGUAUGCAUGAAAGUACCGCAAUUAAAGCUUAUGAAAAUAAGUUCCAAAAAAAAAGUGUCCCCUUGUGGACUUUUUGUUCACCCAUCGUACCCUUAUCUUGGAGCAAGUCCGGAUGGAACAGUUGAGAACGACACUAUCAUUGAAGUUAAAUGUUUCCCUUCCAUCAACAACCUUAAAGUUAACAAUUCUCCUGUAAAAUCUAUACGAGAGGCUUCCAAAGUAAAAAACAUAGGUGUUCACACUAACAGUGAAGACAUGUUGGAACUGAAAAGAACACAUCCUUUUUUCUACCAAAUUCAAGGACAAUUAAAUAUUUCGAAAAGGAAGCAGUGUGUGCUGAUUUUAUUUUGUGACUUUGAUACCGAAUUCGUCCACGUUCAGUGCGACGAGACCUUUUGGAAAAAAGACAUGCUUCCGAAGUUAGAACGGUUUUACUUUAACUGUGUUCUUCCUGAGAUUGUUGACCCGAGGAAUGUUCGUGGACUGAAAUGCAGAGAUCCUGAAUACAUAGAAGAAGCAAAGUCAAAGAAACUUAACAAAGAAGUGAAGACAUUUUAAAAUUUAUUAGUUAUGUGACACUUUUUGUUCUUGAAUCUAAUUAGUUUUAUUAUUGUUAGUAUAUAAUUGGUUGUAUUUGAAAAUUUAAUCAGUAAUUUAGAGAAAGCAAUCCAGACUAAUAAUACAUAUUUCUCUUUUAAAUACGUUAUGUUUUCCAUGGACUUGUGGUGUAAUCUCCAGACUACAGUUAAAAAUAACAGUCUGAAAGUAAGUUCAUUCUAUGUAAAAUUUCUAGAAGGUGGAGAAACAGAAACAAACAUUUGGAAGUGGUGUGUUAUCAGUCUUGGGAUGUACAUGUAGUGCUGCACACUAUAUUAAAAUGCUUUAACAAAAUUAGAAAUAAAACUGUUCUUAAUU
Bacillus rossius redtenbacheri is the source of this 4349-nucleotide messenger RNA. RefSeq lists its product as uncharacterized. The coding region runs from base 2639 to 3559 and encodes 306 amino acids. The record is from RefSeq and is a predicted model, not a curated record. The transcript is spliced from 2 exons. Lineage: Eukaryota; Metazoa; Arthropoda; Insecta; Phasmatodea; Bacillidae.